Cuscuta epithymum is the source of this 773-nucleotide messenger RNA. The record is from the annotation of a GenBank genome assembly. Lineage: Eukaryota; Viridiplantae; Streptophyta; Magnoliopsida; Solanales; Convolvulaceae.
GGACUUCUUCAUUUCUUCUUCCACCCCAUCAACCGAUCGAGAGCAAUUAAGAUGACGAAGAAGAACGGUGGUGGCGGCGACUCUUCUUCAUCCGCCCCCAACAGCCCCCCACCACCGUCAAGCCCUCCUAGGAAGAGAGCCCGUGAAGUCUCCGGCCAGACCUCCGGUGCGCAAACCCCACCACCACCACCCCCUCCUCCUGCUCAGCCCGACCGCGUCGCUCCAACGGAAGAAGUCCCUCCUCCACCGCCACCUCCUCCGCCGCCGGUUCCGGUGCCGGUGCCGGGCGUUGAGUGCUCCGUGUGUAGGAGGCGGUUUCACAGCCGGCAGGCACUGUUCGGCCACAUGAGGCUCCACAGCAACCGUGGGUGGAGAGGCGCCUUUCCUCCGCCGGUGUUCAGCCGGGAUGAAUUCGCUGAUGUGCAGGCUAUAAUGGCUGCCGCUCGCGGUGAAGAUGCUAAUGUGGUGCCGCCGCCGCCUCCUCCUCCUCAGGGCUGUAAUGAUAAUGCUCCUCCGGUUGGAAAUGAAGAAGGAGGUUUGCCAGAUCUUAAUGAGCCUCAAUACCGCAUUCCCGAUCUCAACUUUCCGCCGCCGCCUGCUUAAAUAAGCAUGCCAGAUUGCGGGCAUGCAUGGAAUGAUAAGUACGUAAGAAUAAAGUUUGGCGCAUGCAUGCAUGCGUAUGCUAAUACUUAAUUUAUUUAUAUUAUUGAAACAUAUAUUGGUUUGUAAUGGAUCAUUUAUUAAUUCAGACUUAAAGGAUAUCAUCCUGUUAA